Messenger RNA from Aspergillus steynii IBT 23096, 2332 nucleotides. RefSeq lists its product as uncharacterized. The coding region runs from base 355 to 1977 and encodes 540 amino acids. The record is from RefSeq and is a predicted model, not a curated record. The transcript is spliced from 4 exons. Lineage: Eukaryota; Fungi; Ascomycota; Eurotiomycetes; Eurotiales; Aspergillaceae.
UGCUCUCUCUCUAGUAGUCCAACGCGCACGACAAAGAACCCCGGUCGCAUCCCUGAAUACUAGGAGGUAAGUCAGAUGGCCCUGCUUGGACCUGUUACAUAUCCUUCCUGUCCACGGUGGUCCCCUGCCGUCCCUCUGCCGCGGAUUAACGUUCCCCGAUUUCGAUUAGGCAUUCGGAAAGAACCAACAUACCAAAUCGGCCGCCCCUAACUCUCCCUACCUUCCUACCUACUUGCUUCCCUAUCAUCCUUCGACUCGCCCCCGUUCCUGGAUCGAGUCGUCCUCCCUUCAGCUCCCCCGAUCCUCCAUCCUUCUUCAAGCGCUCUCACCCCGUCCUCUGUCGAACCCAUCAUCAUGCCUAAGAAAGGAGGAAAGGCUAAGAACAAGGGCAAGGGCAAGGGCAGCAGCGGUGCUGCUGCCACUGUCAACAAGGCUGCCGCCGACGUCCAGAACACCCUGAACCCCGGCCAGCAGGUUGAAGAAACGGCCCAGAAGAGCGAGGGAGAGGCCGAAAGUGCUGUUGCGACUGAGGCUGGUGAGGCCGCGACUGCGGCGCCCACCACCGCCGCUCCCGACACGGCCGCGAACGUCCCCUCGGCUGCCCCGCAGACGGAAGAAAGCUCCAACAAGGUCGAGGAGGCCGUCAAGGAUGUGAAGGCCGAUUCUGUUCUUGGAGAUGAUGCUGAUAAGACGACUACGUUGCCCGAGACAACCCCUGCGGCAGCUGCUUCUCUCCCUGAACGGCCCAAGGAAACCACCACUGAGGAGCCGACAACCACCGCUGCCGAUGCUGCCGAUACUCAUGUCAAGCGGCCUCACGAGAACACCCCGGCCGUCGCGGAAGAAGACCACAAGCCUCCCAAGAUGCUCAAGACCGAGGACGAGGCUCCGGCCCUGAAACCCUCCGAGUCGAUUGACGCCGGUGAUGCCAAGGCUGCAGUUCCCAGCGAGAAGGUUGGCGACGUGCAGCCUCAGGUUGUCCCCGGACUGGGCGCCGACCCUCGGGAUAACGUGUCGUCGGUUCUGGCGGUUCCCGGUCUCUCUUCUGUCGACGACAAGGCUGCCCCGGCCACGUCCUCGACUGCAGCCCCCAAGGCUGCCGAACCCCAGACCUCGGAGAAGGCUGCGUCGACUGCCGCUCCCGCUACCGACAGCAAACUGGACACCGCCAAGGAGGUUGCGACCCCCGAGGCCCCCAAGACGCAGGAGACCCCUGCCAGCACCAAGCCCGCGGAAACUGCCGCUCCCGUCUCUGCCAGCACUGAUGCCGCCGCCGCAGCCACGUCCACCCCGGCCAAGGAGACUGAAGUUUCUGCGGCAUCGCCGACCACGGAGACGGCAGCUGCUGCUCCUGCGGCCGUUGCCCCCGGCGCUGUGCCCGCCGAGAAAGAGGUCCCGGCUCCCUCGACCGUCCACGACAAGGCUCCCGUCAGCGAAGCCACCGACAAGAAAGAGGCUGUCUCGCAGCCCGCCGCUACUGCUCAGAAGGAAACAUCUGAUCUGAAGGAAUCGACGGGUGCCACUCAAGAUAAGGCUACUAGCGAGCCUAAGUCUCCUGCCGUUGCCGCUGCUGCUGCGGCUACUGCUGCGGCCAAGAAGCCUGAAGAGAAGAAGGCUGAAGAGAAGAAACCCGAGGAGACGAAGCCGGAGACGAAGCCCGAGGAGAAGAAGGCUGAAGAGGCCAACAAGCCCGAAGAGGCCAAGAAGGCAGAGACCAAGCCGGAAGAGAUCAAGAAGCCCGAGGAGGCCAAACUGCGGGAUUCUCAACCCGUCGAGGAGGCUCAGAAGGACGGCGCCGGUGCUGGCGAGUCCAAGACGCAAGAAGGCAAGCACCUCGCCGACAAGGCGAAGGAGACGGCCAAGUCGGAAGCCGACAAGGCGCAGGAGGCCGCCAAGAACGAGGCCGCAAAGGCCGACAAGCGCAAGAGCGGCUUCUUUGGCUGGCUCAAGCGCAAGGUCAAGGGAGAGAAGGCCUAAAUUUAUUUUCGUAAUGUCCGAUUUUAUUGGUCUGACGGACUUGAUACAGACUGACACAAGCCCUUAAUUGCUGAUACCCACAUGGCGGUUGGAUGGAACCAAAAUGAUUCAAAAAACCACGGAAAAAAAGUUGAAAACCCCAAGGAAAACGAACCGAAAUGACCAGCGAAGAAACUGUAUGAGAUCGGUUGUGUAUGAUAGUUAUGCGAGCGAUGGAAGGAUACCAAAAGCGACGGAAGGAAUUGGGCAACCAGGGAUAGGGAUAUCGGCUUUCUGUUUCUGCGAGAGGUGUCAACCUUGAUUUUUCUUUUUCCUGUGAUUUUAAUUCAAUUUCACGUUCUUCAAUUGCCAGUCG